Messenger RNA from Camelina sativa (false flax), 1046 nucleotides. RefSeq lists its product as uncharacterized. NCBI's taxonomy places the organism in Eukaryota, Viridiplantae, Streptophyta, Magnoliopsida, Brassicales, Brassicaceae. The record is from RefSeq and is a predicted model, not a curated record.
AAUCAGUUCUUAUUGAAGAACAAAAAAAAUGUUCUAAAUCCACUGUUACAAUAUUUUCAUUUUAAAAAUGCCUUGGAACAGCCUCAUAGUUGUGCAGAUAAAGAUGGCCUAAUAGUGUAUGCUAAGAUGUAAAGUUUGUAAACUCAAUCAUUCAUAAUAUUUUGAAAAUUCUCAGAAAAAAUUGAUUCAUCUCUUUACGUAUGAUAAACAUGAUUGCUGAGAAAAGGAAUUGAGGGAGUCACUAAUUUACUGAUUACAAUCCUCACCGAUUAAGCAAAAAUGGGAAACGCUCUAGGCAAAGCAUCAACGGACAUCGGAGGUUUUAUCGGCAACAUUUUCACAGCACCGCUCAAAGCCACACUUGGAAGAUCCUGUUUAGAUGUAUGUUCGGGACCAUGGGAUCUUGCAUGUUUCAUAGAACAUUUCUGUCUUACUGAUAUCGCCAAACUGGUGCUUAUGUCAGCCCUCUGUUUCAUAAUUUUGAUGUUCAUCACCCUCUUGUUCAAACUUGGAAUCUGCCAGUGUGUUGUUAAAAGCAUCUGCAAAAUGUCAUGCGCCGCUUGUGCAGCGUACUGGUUCGCCAUUGGAGAGAUGAUUAGUUGCUUGUGGCACAGUUUGACUAACGUAAAGCGGGUCCGUCGUAAUAGAAAACGACUCGGUGAUAUAGAAGCUGCCACCUACGAUUACUCUAGUGAUGACGAAUCGAGUUCAUCAGUCAGUCCCAGUCGAAGAAAGAACAUUAGACCAAAGCCGAGAAGAAGAAACAGACUAGGAGGAAGCAAACACAACCAUCGCCAUCUUGGCAGCAAUGGCAACAACCACCGCCUCAUAAGGCUACCGAGUAGACAGAUGUCUGUACGAGUUGGAGGCAAAUCAAGAAGAAUAAGAAGUGCCAGAACGAGAAAAUCUAGGAGAGAUAAAAUACUCAAAGUCUAAAGAUGUGGUUGAUUAAAAUGUCUCUAUAGUUCCUUAAAAGAGUCUCUAAACUCAAAAACAGAAUUAUCUCAUUUAUUCAGAUGAAAAUGAAACACAAAACCAUUAAUCCA